AUUUUUGAGUGCCCCAGUGGAUUGUCAGUGCGUCCAACAUGGAGCAGAUGUUUGGCUCCAUGAAUUCACUCUGAUCUAGAAUUCUUUUCCAGCUGCUGGAGGAAAACAUUGUAACUUUUGUGAAGAAAGAGCUGAAGAAGAUCCAGAAGCUUCUGAAUCAGAAGACAGAUGAGGAGGAGCUGAAGGAUGAAGAUGAAAAGCAGAAGAGCAGCAGGGAGUCACUGAUGAAGAUCACAGAGAACUUCCUGAGGAAAAUGAAGCAGGAGGAGCUGGCUGAUCGAUUGCAUAGCAGAUCUUCUGCUGCAGUUUGUCAACAUAAAGUCCAAUCUGGGUUGAAGAAGAAGUUCCAGUGUUUGUUUGAGGGGAUAACCAAAGCAGGAAACUCAAUCCUUCCUAAUGAGAUCUUUACAGAUCUCUACAUCACAGAGGGAGGAACUGGAGAGUUGAAUGAAGAACAUGAGGUCAGACAGAUUGAAGCAGCAUCCAGGAAAGCAGACAGAGCAGAAACAAGCAUCAGACAAGAAGAGCUCUUUAAACUCCCAGCUGGAAGACAAGAACCAAUCAGAACUGUGAUGACAAAGGGAGUGGCUGGCAUUGGGAAAACAGUCUUAACACAGAAGUUCACUCUGGACUGGGCUGAAGGCAAAGCUAACCAGAACAUCAACUUCAUAUUUCCAUUCACUUUCAGAGAGCUGAAUGUGCUGAAAGAGGAGAAGUUCAGCUUGGUGGAACUUGUUCAUCACUUCUUCCCUGAAACCAAAGAAGCAGGAAUCUGCAGCUUUGAAGACUUCCAGAUCAUCUUCAUCUUUGAUGGUCUGGAUGAGGGUCGACUUCCACUGAACUUCCACAAGACUUGGACACUAAAUGACCCUAGAAAGUCAACCACAGUGGGUGAUCUGCUGACAAACCUCAUUAGAGGGACCUUGCUCCCCUCUGCUCACCUCUGGAUCACCACACGACCUGCAGCAGCCAGUCAAAUUCCUCCUAGAUAUGUUGACAUGGUGACAGAGGUCAGAGGGUUCAAUAACCCUCAAAAGGAUGAGCAUUUCAAGAAGAGAUUCAGAGAUGAAGAGCAGGCCAACAGAAUCAUCUCCCACAUCAAGAGAUCCCGAAGCCUCCACAUCAUGUGCCACAUCCCAGUUUUCUGCUGGAUCACUGCUACAGUUCUGGAGGAUCUGCUGAAGAGCACAGAGGGAGGAGAGCUGCCCAAGAGCCUGACUGAGAUGUACAUCCACUUCCUGGUGGUUCAGGCCAAAGUAAAGAAGGUCAAGUAUGAUGGAGGAGCUGAGACAGAUCCUCACUGGAGUCCAGAGAGCAGGAAAAUGAUGGAGUCUGUGGCAAAACUUGCUUUUGAGCAGCUGCAGAAAGGCAACCUGAUCUUCUAUGAAUCCGACCUGAAAGAGUGUGGCAUCGAUAUCAGAGCAGCCUCAGUGUACUCUGGAGUGUUCACACAGAUCUUUAGAGAGGAGCGAGGGCUGUACCAGGACAUGGUGUUCUGCUUCAUCCAUCUGAGUGUUCAGGAGUUUUUGGCUGCUCUUCAUGUUCAUCUGACCUUCAUCAACUCUGGAGUCAACCUAAUGGAGAAAGAACUGAAAAAACCCAAGCUCUGUAAUCUGAACCAAAGCAGUCCAGUCCAGUUUUACCAGAGUUCUGUGAAAAAGGCCUUACAGAGUCCGAACACCUGGGCUUGCUCCUCCGCUUCCUUCUGGGUCUUUCAUUGCAAAUCAAUCAGAGUCUCCUACGAGGUCUGCUGACUCAGAAAAGAAUUAGCUCACUGUCCAAUCAGGAAACAGUCCAGUACAUCAAGAAGAAGAUCAGUCAGAAUCUGUCUGCAGAUAAAAGCAUCAACCUGUUCCACUGCCUGAAUGAACUGAAUGAUGAUUCUCUUGUGGAGGAGAUCCAACAGUCCCUGAGGUCAGGACAUCUCUCCAUAGAUAAACUGUCUCCUGCUCAGUGGUCGGCUCUGGCCUUCAUUUUACUGUCAUUAGAAGAUUAUCUGGAAGUGUUUGACCUGAAGAAAUACUCUGCUUCAGAGGAGGCUCUUCUGAGGCUUCUGCCAGUGAUCAAAGCCUCCAACAAAGCUCUACUGAGUGGCUGUAACCUGUCAGAGAGAAGCUGUGCAGCUCUGUCCUCAGUUCUCAGCUCUCGGUCCUCCAGUCUCAGAGAUUUGGACCUGAGUAACAACAAGCUGCAGGACUCGGGAGUGAAACUUCUGUCUGAUGGACUAAAGAGUCCACACUGUGAACUGGAGACUCUCAGUCCUCCCCCAGCAUUAUGUGACCGAAGAAGAAAAUCUCUGCAACCAGCAAAGGAACUCAAGAAUGGAACAGGAGGAACCACAGAUUAAGGAGGAACUGGGGGAACCAGAAGAUCCACAGAUUAAGGAGGAACAGGAGGAACCAGAAAUUCCACAGAUUAAGGAGGAAGAGGGGGAACGAGAAGCUCCACAGUUUAAAGAGGAACAGGAGGAACCAGAGGCUCCACAGUUUAAAGAGGAACAGGAGGAACCAGAGGCUCCACAGUUUAAAGAGGAACAGGAGGAACCAGAAGCUCCACAGUUUAAAGAGGAACAGGAUAAACCAGAACAUCCACAGAUUAAAGAGGAGCAAGAAAAGUUCUUCAUCUGUCAGGAUGAAGAGCAGUUUGAUAUGAAGCAGGAGACUGAUACCGUUAUGAAGAUUCCUACUUAUGAGGAAAAUGAGUACAGUGAAGCAGAUCUAAACAAUCAGCAGAGCUUUAAUGUAAUUUAUAGUCAGGAUCAAGAAGGAUCCCAGCAGGAAGAAUCAUCAACUACAGAUGAAGAGACCCACUCUCAAAACAGAGAUCAGAGUAAGAGAGGAAACACAAGUCAUGUCCAAAAUGUGGACAGCUCUCACAUUUCACAGUGUCAAUUUGACACUAAUGUUCUGAUUGCUCAAAAAGUUUCCGUCUGCAAGAGAAAUAAGUCUGAUAAACGACCUCAUGUCUGUGAAGAAUGCGGUAAAAGUUUUAGUUAUUGGUCUAAGUUCAGACUUCACAUGAGAAGCCACACAGGCGAAAAGCCGUUUUCUUGUCAAGAAUGUGAAACAAGUUUUAAGACUAAAUCAAGUCUUAAAGUACACAUGAAAACUCAUACAGGAGAGAAGCCUUUUUCUUGCAAAGAAUGUGAUAAAUGUUUUUGUGAAAAAUCUCAUCUCAAAAGACACAUGAGAAUUCAUACAGGAGAGAAGCCUUUUUCUUGUCAAGAAUGUGACACAAGAUUUAGUCGAAUAUCUAGUCUCAAAACGCACAUUAUAAUUCAUACAGGAGAAAAGCCAUUUUCUUGUAAAGAAUGCAAUAAAAGUUUUCGUGAAAAGUCUCAUCUCAAAAGACACAUGAGAACUCACACGGGAGAGAAGCCUUUUUGUUGUCAAGAAUGUGACACAAGUUUUAGUCUUAAAUCUCAUCUUGAAACACACAUGAGAACUCACACAGGAGAGAAGCCUUUUUCUUGUCAAGCAUGUGAUAAAAGUUUUAGUCAAAUAUCUCAUCUAAAAAGACACUUGAGGACGCAUACAGGAGAGAAGCCCUUUUCUUGUCAAGAAUGUGAUGCAAGUUUUAGUCAAAUAUCUCACCUUAAAAGACACAUGACGACUCACACCGGGGAGAAACCUUUUACUUCUUAGAAAUCAAAUUGAAACAUGCGUUUUUAAAACUCUGAGCUUCCGUCUAGACUUUGGUCCUUCCAGAAGCAACUGAUCUGAGAGACCGGGGUGGAGAAUAAGGAGAGAAAAGCUUAGAGAGGUAUAACGGGGCAGCACCAUGGAAAGAAAUAAAAAUAUAUUAUAAUGAAGCUAAAAUGCACAGGCACUAGGGUUGGGCGAUGUCCCUUAAAUUGGCCGUUGACGAUGUUUGCUGUCA
Oryzias latipes (Japanese medaka) is the source of this 3879-nucleotide messenger RNA. RefSeq lists its product as uncharacterized. Gene Ontology annotation, molecular function: RNA polymerase II cis-regulatory region sequence-specific DNA binding; DNA-binding transcription factor activity, RNA polymerase II-specific. The record is from RefSeq and is a predicted model, not a curated record. Lineage: Eukaryota; Metazoa; Chordata; Actinopteri; Beloniformes; Adrianichthyidae. Gene Ontology annotation, biological process: regulation of transcription by RNA polymerase II.